Messenger RNA from Quercus lobata, 1398 nucleotides. RefSeq names its product senescence-associated carboxylesterase 101-like. NCBI's taxonomy places the organism in Eukaryota, Viridiplantae, Streptophyta, Magnoliopsida, Fagales, Fagaceae. Gene Ontology annotation, molecular function: carboxylic ester hydrolase activity. Gene Ontology annotation, biological process: lipid metabolic process; defense response. The record is from RefSeq and is a predicted model, not a curated record. The transcript is spliced from 2 exons.
AUGCAAAUUGACAAUUCCAAACCAUUAAUUAUCACUGGAAACUCUCUAGGAGGGUCUAUUGCCACUCUUUUCACCUUAUCGUUGUUAGAAAAAUUCAAAAUUUCAACCACCAAACACCCACUUUGCAUCACUUUUGGCUCACCCCUCAUUGGUGAUGAAGGCCUUCAAGAAGCCAUAUCAAACUAUCCAGCAUGGAACUCUUGCUUUUUACACGUGGUUUCUGACCAUGAUCCAGUUCCUAGAGUCUUAAUUAAUGGUUACAAGCCAUUUGGCACAUUUCUCAUAUGUUUGGAGUUGGGUUCUUCUUGUUUUGAAGACCCCCAAACCAUUUUGGAGUUGUUGAUGGCAGCCUAUUUAGGGAGUCCUGGAAAUCUAGAUCCUAAUAAGGUUUUUGAGUCCUAUGGAACAUUUGUGGAGCAUCUCAACCGAAAGAAACUUUGCAAGGAUACUACCUAUCAUGAGUCGUUAAUUGAUUGGACAACACUACCAUUACAAGCAAGAAUUAUUACAAAACUAGCAGCAAUUGGACUGGUGCGAUCACAGCCACUGCAGAACAUUGAUAUCAACAUUAUCAUUGCGAAGACAGAAAAACGGGAAAAAGCGAUGGCAAUGUUAAACAAGCAGGCUUUUGAUCCCACCAGGGGGUUGAAUGAAAUAAAAGUAAAUAUGGCGUAUCUAGAACAGUAUAAGAAAGUGUCUAAAAACAACAGAAUUGGAUACUAUGACAAGUAUAAGAUUAAAAACCCUAUUGGAAUGACCACGACUGAUAUGGAUCUGGUAAAGUAUAAAAAAUCCCUCACAAGUUAUUGGGAAGAAAUGGUUGAUCAAGCAGAGAAAAGGCCCUAGACAUUAGGCCGCCCCCUUCGUACCUGAUUGCUCUUUGAGGGACCAAAUUACCGAAGGAUAAUUGAGCCACUAGACAUAGCUGACUACUACAACAAGGGCCUAAUAGACUACAUAAAUAAAGGAAGGUCUAAACAUUACAUACAAUUGGAGCAAUGGCUGAAAGAAACUAAAAAACCUUCAAGUGUUCCAAAUGAAUUGAAGAAACAGAAUGUGGUGUCAAGUCUAACAGAGGAUUCUUGCUUUUGGGCACAUGUUGAGGAGGCUCUAAUUUCAUGCAAAUUGCUGAGUAGCGGAGAAUCAAGUGAUGAGGAGAAAGACUCUGCAAAGAAAAAACUGAUUGAGUUUGAAAAGUAUGUAUUUGAUUCGAUGAAAAAUUAUGCAAUAUCUUCCGAGAUUUUCUUACCUAGGAGUAGCUUCAUGAAAGGGUGGGGAGAGUAUAGAGAGAUUAUGAGAACUUCUUAUAGCUCUAGUCUCUCUAACUUAUUGAAGAAUGACAACAAUUACGAGACAUAUGCUAAUGGCUCCCUAGAGUUUCCUUUAAAUUUUGUAUGA